Messenger RNA from Anastrepha ludens (Mexican fruit fly), 2318 nucleotides. RefSeq names its product probable serine/threonine-protein kinase DDB_G0282963. NCBI's taxonomy places the organism in Eukaryota, Metazoa, Arthropoda, Insecta, Diptera, Tephritidae. The transcript is spliced from 7 exons. Gene Ontology annotation, molecular function: actin binding. The record is from RefSeq and is a predicted model, not a curated record. Gene Ontology annotation, biological process: actin cytoskeleton organization. The coding region runs from base 621 to 2318 and encodes 565 amino acids.
CAGCCAGUAAAUCAAAUUGUUGAGUGUCGCAUCAUAAGCGAGUUGAUUUUACAUAAUUAACUGUAAAAUACCAAAACAAAAAUAAAAACCGAAAUUUAAGUGAAACAAAAAUAAAAACCGAAAUUUAAGUGAAAAUAAAUGAAAAGUCGAAAAAUCGUGUAAUGCGGUAAUAAAAGUGUUUAUAUGAGUUGAUUAUCAAUUAAAAAAGUGUCAUAACACUCAAUAUGAUGAAGGAGCCGAUAAAAAUUGAUGGGCACCUCAUGCUUCCUUCAUCACCUUAGCGCUUUUCCCACAAAUAAUAUAAAAAAAGUAUUUCGAAGUUGCUGAUGGGUGAGUUUCGUGAGUAAAGCCCAUUGCAUGUCGGUAGAGUGAUGGAUGAGCAAUCCGAAAAGAAAAGCAAAAUAAGUAACCGAAUAAAAAAUUAAUAAAGUAAAAAGUAAAAAAAGAAAAACAGACAGUGAAAUUGAAAAUUAUCUGCUUCUGGGAAUUACGACGCCCUUCGAACGACUAAUAAAUGACCACAAUAACAAUUAAGUAGCAGGAAUAAAAAACAAAUAAUUUAAAAUAACAAUAUUUGCAGCAGCAGCUACAACGAAAUAAUCACCAACACCACCUUCGCCAUGUCGAUGCGCAGCAAUAAACUGAAUUCCUCGCAGUCAGCGUAUCCGCCGUCGCCACAGUCACCACAGCUGCAAUAUCAUCUGCCUCAUCAUCAGCAUCAGCAACAGCUGCUGCAACAAUUGCAGCAACAACACAAAUUCCAACAGCAACAACAGCAAUUAUCACAAUCGCCACCGAGCGUCGCCCAGCAGCAACAACAGCAACAGCAACAAAUUAUAAAUGCUGCUGCCACCGCCACAAACAGUCGCAACAACUUGGCCACCCUAGUCGCGGCCAUCAAUAAUGAGAACAGCUAUCAGUUGUCGGCGGCAACGGGCAAUUCGCCAGCCAUUAAUGUCACAUCGCCCCCCUCGUAUUCAGCAGCCAUAGCCGCUGGUAAUAGUGGCGGUGGCGGUGUCAAUGGCGGUAGUUUGAGCGCUCCCAUACUUGAGAGCCAUAAAACGAAUGCUUCACCAUUCCAAUUUUUAAAUCACUAUCAAGCACAGGAUCUCUCAAAUAUGCCUAAUUCACAGUUGGUAGUGGAUGCUGGCGGUGGCGGUGGCGGAGGGGUUGGUAUUGUUAGUGAGGAGAAUGUCGAAGAGUUGGAUCCGCAACAGCAACUGUGUGUGGUUGCCAAGAUGCAAAAAUCGGUAACGAUUACUGUUACCCCACAGCGCAGCAACUCCAUGGACUAUUUAAAUUUCGAAGAGAAGCGUCAGUUGAUAGCUUCAUCGUUGUCAUUAUCGGAUAUUUUGCAUUGUAAUCCAGCUGCAGCUGGUAAAGAGGUGGCUACCAAUGCUAAUGGUAAGAAUAAAUAUUCUGAAAAUAUACCAACCUCACAUCCAAGUGAGUUGUCCCCAAACCACCAGAAUCCACAAUUCUCCACAUUGCAAAGUCCUAAAAAGCAAAACGGUGCUGCCCUGCGUACAAAUAGUCUCGGCUCCGGUACACGCACACCCCCGCUCGAGCGUAAAAGUAAGUUAAGUGCUUUGGGGCGAUUCUUCAAACCAUGGAAAUGGCGGCGGAAAAAGAAGAGCGAAAAAUUCGAAGCAGCUUCCAAGUCACUUGAACGCAAAAUAUCAGUACGUGCCAAUCGUGAGGAUCUUGUGCAGAAGGGUAUACUGCUGCCAGAGAGUCCACUGGGGAAUAUACAAGAGCCAGGCGAGGAUUCUUACUACAACACAAACGCCAACACAUCUACCAACAUGGCCAAUGGCUCCAUCCUUUCGGCUGCUAGCAAUAAUAACAAUAACAAUGCAAAUGGCGGUAAUCAACAAAAUUCCAUAAAUGCCACCACAGCCGGCAGUGCUGGGGGAGCGCUUAUUAACCAGCAACACUUGCAGCAACAGCAGCAGCACCAGCAACAACAGCAGCAAUGUGGCACAGUGGGAGGCAUGGGUAAUGUACCCACAUCAAUAUCUGUGCAACAAUUUAAUGCAAUGAAUGGUGGUGCAAACAAUGGUGGUAAUGAUGGUGGAGGUGUGUGCGUUUCCAGUGGCACGGGCUGUGGUAAUAAUGGGCAAGGAAGUGUUGGUGGCGGGGAUGGGUCUCCUAUGUCGGGUGUACCACACUCACAAUCAGCACCACAUCAGCUGGGGCAACCGCCACCGUUAACACCACUGGCGCAGCAUCAUCAGGCGUUGGCGCAACAGUUGCAGCAACGAUUUGCCAUAAGCAAUAAUAACGGUAAGUAUUUGAAUGUAGUAAGUCGGCAUUAA